UCUCCGCCUCUCUGCUGAAAAUCGUUCCACUACGUCAAGUCGUCCCGUCCGCUCGGUGAAGAUGUCUGCGACGGGUUCAGGCGGCUGCGGACCCGGACCCGGACCCACCUCGGGCACCGGCUCCGGGGCUUCAAACCCCCGAAAGUUCAGCGAGAAGAUUGCGCUGCACACCCAGCGGCAGGCCGAGGAGACAGCCGCCUUCCAGGAGGUCAUGAUGGACAUCACCUCGACUAGGCUGCAGGCCCAGAAGCUCCGUCUGGCCCGGAGUCAGGGUCCGUACUAUGGCGGCUCGCUACCCAACGUCAACCAGAUUGGCAGGAACCCGCAGGACUUCCAGGGCUCCUUCCCCUCUACUCUGGAGUCCAACCGGUCGACUCGGCAUCACGGUCUGGUGGAGCGAGUCCAGCGGGACCGCCGCUUCAUCUCGCCGGUCCGACCGUACCGCAACCGCCAAGUGGACAACCCUCUGUACAACUCGGCCUACCUGUCGCCGCCACCCGACCCCAGCUGGAGAAGGAAUUGGUCUGGAAACUUCCCCGGGGAUAAAAGCCAGUUGUUUCGUCUUCCCACCACUGCACUUAACAGGACCAACUCCGACUCGGCCCUCCACACCAGCGUGAUGAACCCACCCACAGGAGACCCCUUCACCACGGGAGGACCCACCCUCACCCCCCAGAGCUCCAGACGCACCGGUCAGAACGACGGAGAGGCCAGAAGAAUGUUUCCAUACCCAGUUCCUCCCAUCGAGGAGAACGUGUUGGAUGAGGGGAAGCUGCUCAAACCCUGGGACACCAAGAAGCUGCCUUUGUUGUCGUCACGGCCGAAGUCGUGUGAAGUUCCUGGCAUCAACAUCUUUACAUCGCCGGAACAGCCGUCCACACCGGCCCACGGCGUCCCCUCGGCCCUCAACACCGGCGGCUCGCUGCCCGACCUGUCCAGCCUCCACUUCCCGUCCCCGCUGCCCACGCCGCUAGACCAGGAUGAGCCCGGAUACCCAGGAUCCUCCUCUCUGAGCGGAGGCAGCAGCACGGGGAACCUGGCCUCCACCCUCACCCAGCUGGGCAUCAAUGCCGCUAACACACCGGGAGGCAACGGCAGCUUCCACCACCCCUCACCAGGUCUACUGGCGUCUCUACAGAGCACGCUCAGUAACCCCUCCCUGCAGUCGUCGCUAAGCAACCCCAACAUCCAGUCAUCGCUGAGCAGCCACUCCUUCUCCAACUCUCUUAGCUCCGCCUCCCUGCAUUCGUCGCUCAGCAACCCAUCGCUGCAGUCGUCCCUCAGCUCCUCCCCCUCGCUGCCGUCCUCCCUCAGCAGCCAAUCGCUGCACUCGUCCCUCAGUAACUCCUCCCUCCAGUCGGUGUCCAGCAGCAACCCGAGCUACAGCAGCGGCGUGGGCGGCUCCGGCUCCUGCUCCUCGUCCUACUCGCCGCUGCUCGGCGGGCAGGGCCAGCCGCCGCUCAGCACGUCGCCGCGGAGACGGGCCCAGCUCUCGCCGCUCAUCCUGCCCAUGGGAGGGGAGUCACGGAGGCAUCACUCCAAGCAGUUCUCCCCCACCAUCUCCCCCACCCUGUCCUCCAUCACGCAGGGCGUCCCUCUGGACACCAGCAAACUGCCUCUGGACCAGAGGCUGCCUCCGUACCCGCUCAGCCAGUCCCACCAGCACCAGCCAGGCUCCCACCAGCCUCUCCCCAGCCUGCCUGGCUCCCAGCCCGGCCAGCAGCCCCCUCUUCUGAGCCACCACCAGCAGCUGCACCGCCUCCAGCAGCCGCGACCCAACGCCCAACAGCAGCAGCAGCAACAGCAGCAGCUCCACCUGCAGAACCUGCGUAACCAGCACAUGCAGCAGCAGCAGCACUUUGGAACGCAACAGAGGCCGAUGGGGCAGCAGAUGAACACGGGGAUCAUCAAGAGUGAGAGCGCGUUGGACCAGUGCAUCCAGACGUCCUCGCUGUGCCAAGUCAAACAGGAGGCGGAGCAGCAGAGGGCCGGCGGCCUCCCACAGCACCAGCAGAUCAGCCACAACCUGGCAACAGACCUCUACAACGAUGCCUUGUUCAACUCUCUGCUGGAUGAUCCGUACCUGAGCCUGCAGCUCACAGGGAAAUCCAACCAGCAGUUCACAGUGGAGAAUCAGGGCGACGGUCUCUCCUUGAACCACGGCGGUCUGAGCUGCAGCAGCACCGACAAGAACCAGUUUCCCUCCAACAGCCAGGGCCAGCUGGAUGUGCAUGAACCCGGAGAUCAGCAGCUGCUCAACAACCAGAACCAGAACCAGAACUACAGCAGCGGCGGCGACGGUCGACAAAACGUCCCCAACAUCAUCCUCACAGGUGACUCCCCCACCGGUCUGUCCAAAGAGAUUGCCAGUGCCCUGUCCCACGUCCCCGGCUUCGAGAUGGACCCGUUCUCCCUGGACGAGCAGCUCCGGAUGGACCCUCUGUCCCUGGACAUGCUGGACGGAGACCUGAUGCUGGCCGACCCGGCCGUGGAGGACUCAUUCCGGUCCGACCGCCUCAAGUGACCCCCGGCCGAGCGGCAGGAGCUCGGUGGGACCUGGCGAAGAUGCGGCCGCCCGCUCAGAGGUGGAGGGGACGGCGCCGCUCCGCCCCGGAGCCGGCUGGUGUGCAGAGCGAGGUUUGGAGUCGCUCAAGUAUUGGAGAGGAGGACCGGAGGUUUCUGAAGUGAAGGAGGGGCAGCUUCUCCAUCGAAGGCACUUAACUAAAAAUGCUCUCGCAACGCUUGAAGAACAGACGCUUCUCUUUUAGGCAUUAGCUUGUCUGAGUCUUAUCUGCACGCCGAUGGAAAAUGCACUCGCAGGAUUAAAACGCGGUAUCGGCUUUGUGUCGUCUGUACAACCAGCAGCGCUUCAGAAGCUUUUAUGCAUCGUGAUGUCGUGUGGAACCUGCCUGCUCGUGUGAUUGGCUGGGACUGUCUCACCCCAAAGCUGCUGUUCAGCGAAUUGUAGGCUUCGCCUGCGUCAUCAGCCACUUUAAAAGGAGCUCAGCCAUCUUUAUAUACAGUUGGAAUAAGUGUCCCUGCAGAUCGACACUCUGGUCUGUUGUUUUAUGCAGAAACCAGCUGGUCGGACAUGAAGCUGCCUCUGAUCAGACACCAGUGGAGCAGAUCACUGGGAUCAUCAGACUGUCAUACAAGCAGUGAGUCACACGUGGUCACAAAUUUAGAAAAAAGCAACCAGUUUUCAAGAUGGUGUCAUAUUUUGGGAUUUUUUUUUUUAUAUCUCAGCUCCAGUGUUUAUGGUAUUAACAUUAUUUCAUACAUUUUUUACCCUUCAGAAUUUAAUUCUAGCAACAGAAAGCAUCUAAAUACUGCAAAAUGCAGGCAUAACAGUUAAGAAAAUGUCUUUAAAUUAAGAGGAGUUAUACUUUGAAUUAAGCAAGUACUUUGAAUUAUCAGAGUCUGGAUUUAAAAGAUUUUACUGUAGUUCAUUCUAAUCUCGCAAUUUUAUUCUACCAGCAUUACAAAUUCGAACAUACACAACAUGUACGCUAACAGGGAUCCACUUAAGAUCAGUUUAUCCAAGUUUAGAGCAUCCUUGUCUCUGAUCAUGUAGGAAAAUUCUUCAUGCACAUUUCGUCUGUAAUCUCUGAAAUGAUGCUGUGCGAGCAUAUGUGGGAUUAUGUAUCAGAAAUGGCACCUUUGAGUGGAAACAAGAGACAGUUUUGCUGCUUGUAUGACAGAGAUUCCUCUAAUGUUUGCAGUCUUCUGCUCCAUUAACAGCAGCUUUAAACCUUGAAAUGAUGCUGCGAUCGAAAGUGUAAAUGUGCCAUCAGAGACUGAAAGCCUUUCAGUUCCUCAGCAGGUAAAAAGAUCCAGAAAUCACAGCGAUUCUCAGUCAUAUUCGCUCAUUCCACUGGAAACACUGUCAGAUGUUCACUUUUUUACUUCCCAGAUCUAAAAGAAAACAGAUCAGAGCAGCGAACAGAGUGAAUCUGAUCGAUGCAGUUGUGUGCAAAAGUUUUUGCAAAGUGAGAACGCUUAAAAAACUGUUUUAUUUAUGAACUGAGGAGAAAAAACUUGAGUCAGAUCCAUAUUUAGCUUCUCCUCUGGAUCUCCUGGUUCUUCCAGUUCUUUCUGAGUCCGUCUGGAUGUUUGAACCUCCUGAUGCUGAGAAUCUAGAUAUUGAAAACGCUUCAGGCUCUUGCACAGAUCUGUAUAUUUAGCUCAGAGUUUAAGAGAAAUUAUGCAUUUUGUUCUUCUUCUUUAGCUCCUCUAAAACCAGCUCUGUAGUGAACCAAAGAAAAUCUCUGUGGACUCCAAGUUCACUCUCGACUUGGUCCAAAAAAACUUCAGUUAAUUUGGAGCCAGGAAAACGUUCGGACAUCAGCUCAUCUCUUGUGUUCACAAAGAUGCACAUCUGGAUUUGAUUAGUCAUCUAUAAAUUUCAGUGAUAAUUAACUUUUAUCGUGCAGCACCUUUUUGGAAACAUCAGCAAUGUUUUACAAUAAAAACACAAGAUUCAUUUAAAGUCUAUUUAAAUCUGGAUGAAUCACAAACAGAAUAAUAACUGAGGAGAGAAUGAACAACAGAUCAGAGUUAACAAGAGAAAAUAGUUUAUAAUGCUGGUUUUAAACUGAGCUGCAGGUACAGUUAGUUCAGAUUUAAUGUUCCAGCUGUGAGCAGCACUAAAACUAAAAGCAGUCGAAUAAGAAGAAUAAAUAUAUACAGAAUAAAGUCAUUUAAAUUCAUUUAAUAUUAGCUCCUUAGUAAAGCAAAGAAAAUCCUGGUGGUCCACAGUUUACUCUCCACCUUCUCCAUCUUUUUUUUUUUUUUUUUUUUUUUUUUACAGUUCGGAGAAAAACGACAACAAAUAGUAAAAAAGCACCUUUGAUUAAAAAAAAUACAAAAAAUCUACAACUUUUUGUGAAAAAAAUUAUUAUUCAUUGAUCUAAUCUGCUUCAUUUAAACUACAAACCCUAAUGUGGACGCAGAGUUCAAGCUAAUCUGUAAUUUUCACCAUUAAUUGAUUCUAAAAGAAAAAUUAUUCACAACAUCUUCGUUUUUCUGAAUAAACAACUUUUCAGCUCCUCAGUUUUGAUCCUUGGAGCAUGAAAAGAUAAAGUUCAGUCAAUAUGUCAGGAGUGAAAACUAACAGAAACUUUAUCUGCAACUGGUUUUUUUCUCAAUCAACUUUUUGUUCAAGAUUUUCUGUCUUUGCUGCCUUUCAGAAAUUCACUUCAGAUUAAUGUGGAAACACAGAGACUCGUUGUUGGCAGUGAAACGUGGAAAUCGGUUUGAUGUUUGUGCAGAAAGUGACAGAACGUGAGCAGAAGUGAAAGUGUGAAGGCUUGGAGGGAAUCGGCCAGGAAACAGAAACAAGGUUUGGAUGUCGGUGAUGAAGUUAGAACAGACUGAGGAGGGUCGAGGUGUAUCUGCUGCCUCCUGCAGGUCACUUGUGGCUGUUACAGAUUUAUUAACAAGUCAGCUUCUGUUCAGACUUUAUUUAUUAUCUGGGCCCAAAAAUGAAUUUCUCUGAAAUGCUUUUGUCUCGAAAUUUGAGAAUUUCAUGUUUUUACAAGUCACUUUGAAUGAAUUUUCAGUCAUUUUAGACUAUUUUGAAAUUAUUUUUGAUGCAGACAAUAUAGUUUCCAGCUGAUUCAAAUGACUGAAUGGAUGAGAUUUUGUUUAUUGGUUCUUGAAAAUGAAAAGAAAUGGCAAUUUUUCAAACAAGGGUGGUAUUGUUGCCCCAGAAAGUCCCUGUAAGUGUAUAUAUAUAUAUAUAUAUAUAUGAAUAUGUCCACAAUUCUACUAAAAAUACAUCCUUUGAUUGUCAUUUCACCAAAUUUUGAGGGCUCUAACAUCAGUAGGAUAUUAUUUAUGUCAAAUAUGACAGGACAAGAUUCCAGUUUUUUGAUAUGUUGACAAAAUUGUGAUGUAGACUCAUUGCUAUUACCACAAAAACUGGUGUGCAUUAAGGUCUGUAAGUUCUUGUGUGUUGAAAUUGAACAAUUUAUGAGGCUUUAUACACUUUUUGAGGGUGAAAACACAAAAAUCCAUGCAUCUAAAAACUCUCAAAAGUUCAGCCAAAAUAUUUUAGAAAACUUAGUUUUGGGUAUCAGAUUGCAAAAAAGUAAAUUCUGAAUUAAAUCUGAGACAAUGCAGCGACGUAUUUCUGUCUGAACUGACAUUGACUGACUUAAUUCAGAUUUAAAAAUGAUUCACUGUUUGAUUUUUUCAGCUUUUCUAUGCAAAGUUUACUGCCUUGACAGAGAGUCUGUCUCAGACGUGUUACUGUGAAUCAAUGCUGUUACAAGUGAAACUCAGUGUUACGGUAUUAAAUUAUGCUUCAGAUAAAUGUAUUUAUUCAGCAGAAUGUCCCUUUAAAUUCAACUCAUCAAACUGGAUUUUUUUUUGACUGGGUCUCUAGAGUGAAGGUGUAGAAGUUAACACAACCCGCAGACACACAACAGACACACUAAUGGAGCUGAAGUGAAGCAGAAUGUGCCUUUAAAUAGAACCUCAGUGCUGCAGUUUGAGAGGAAACUUUACUCCUGCAGCUGCUUUUACAUAGUAAACUGAAAAACAUGAAACACAGACGGUGGAGCAGCAGAGACGAAGCACAUUUUGAAACUUAAUACUGAAAAGUUACUGAUUGUUUUUUGAUUAUCUGGAGACAGCUGAAGCAGUUCGGCUUGUUUGUUGGCUCAGAUUCCUUCAGUUUGUUUCUACUUUUUCAGAGAGAAGCUAAUGUGACGUCGUAUUGAUCAGAAGAAACUGCGAUCAGUUAUUUCCUUUAAUAAUCGAUUGAUUGUUCAGAGUGUGAGGCGAAACGAGGAUGAGAUGAGGCAGGUUAUUGAUCAGGACUGAUCAGCUGACGGGUUCCUCAGGUGGUUAAUCGGAUCAAUCGAUUAACCAAGUCGGCUGAAUCUGUUUUCUGUGUUUGGUUGUUAAAGUAAAGUCAAUUUGGUUGAAAUUUUGUCGAUUUCCCCCCCAAAACUCUUAGAGUUCUCUCCUUUUUUAACCUCUUUUUGUUCUAUUUUUUCCCUUCUUUCAUCUGUUUUUUAACUAUUCUUACCGUCAUAAUUUAGACGUCUGCCUCGGUUUCCGAAAAAGGCAGCGUAGCCACAAAAUAAUCUUUACAAAAGCUUCCUAAAUGUGUCUCCUGGAUUCACACUUUCUGUCUUUACCAGACAUCCUGAAAUGAGCCGAAGCUGCAGCAAAAAUAAGAAUUUUCUUUGUUGCACAACUUCAUAAUGUCUAACAGAGCUGGCAGAAUGGAAAUUGUUCAAUCAAACCUGAUGUGAAGAGAAAAAAAAUCCAGUUAAAAUCCAAAAAUCUCACUUUUCAAACACAUUGCCGUCAGUGUCUGAAAGAAAUCUACUGUGAGAUUUGUUGUUUCUUUAUGGCAGCUUUUUCCUCAAGUUUUUUUCCCCAUUUAUUUCCUUCUUUGCUCUGUUCUGGGACGGUAACUACCACUGUUAUUUUUCUUCUACAUCUUGGUGUCUUUGAUCUUCACAUUUCAUUUAAUAGACGCUCUUGACGUAAGGCGAUGAUGCCACAAAAGUUCCUAAAUGUGUCUCUGAAGCACUUUUCUUUCUUUGCCACAGAGCUGGUAGAAUCAAACCGUUAAAUCUGACCAGACGUGGAGAGAAAAAUCAGAUCCAGUUUAUUCAAAUAAAGCAACCAAAGUGCUGCACAUGUUAGAAGAAAAAAUAGAAGUAACUUGGCUUAAAAGAGUAAAACAGCUGGACAGAAAACAGCUUGUAAGACAGAUUUCUAAAAUUAAACGCUUAAAUGUUCAGACCACUCAGAGCAAUCAGAGGCCACAGUUUUUGUUCAGUGUCAGAGGAGGAACGUUUGAAGGCUGAAGCUUCGAAGGAGAAAUCUGAGAUGUCGGCUGCAGUGAGUUUGAGAGAAAACGUGUUUUAUUCAAGUGUUAAUUUUCAUUUUAAGAAGCAGUUUAUUUUCACAUCUACAGGAGAGCAGAUCAAAAACAGCGGAACGGGAAGCUUCAUUUUCUGUUAGAGAAAAUCCCCAAAUUCAAGCAUCUGUGUUUUCUCCACUGAGCGUGUGUGUUACAGUGUGUGUGUGUGUGUGUGUGUGUGUUUGCGUGUGUUUGAAGCAUCUUGCUGUUAUGCAAUAAAACCAGUCGAGUUUAACCUGCAGUUCCAGACUCUGCCAGUAGGGGGAGCUGUUGACCAGCGAGAGUGUGUGUGUGCAGAUUAGGGAUCAGUUAAAGGCCAUAUUUCAUGUUUUUUUCAUAUUUUUUAUUCGUGUCUGAUAUUAAUUUCGCUCAUAUUCUUAAUGUUGUGUAUAGUUUGUCUAUUUUUGGCUCCGAGCUCUUCUGCGUCUGUCGCUUUGUAUUUGAAUAAUAAAUUUUGUUUCUAUUCAGAUUUUUAUUUGAACCUUGUAAUAACCAGGGAACGUUGCGUGUGUUGUACAUAUUAAUAUGUUUUAAAAACCAGAGGUGCUUCUGAAGCUAACAGAAGAGAUUUUUAAAGAGACUGUACCUUCACAUUAUUUUCCAGAAAAUAAACAAAUGAAACAUGGAA
Molecule: messenger RNA, 8513 nt
Organism: Amphiprion ocellaris (clown anemonefish)
Lineage: Eukaryota; Metazoa; Chordata; Actinopteri; Pomacentridae
Product: CREB-regulated transcription coactivator 2
Exons: 16
Coding region: 62-2524 (820 amino acids)
Biological process (GO): protein homotetramerization; positive regulation of transcription by RNA polymerase II
Cellular component (GO): nucleus; cytoplasm
Molecular function (GO): cAMP response element binding protein binding
Source: RefSeq, a predicted model, not a curated record